AUGUUUGCAUCUGAAUUUAUUCUCCAGGGCUUCACCACCCAAGCAGAUCUGCAGGUGAUGUUUUUUGUCUUGUUCCUUGCCCUCUACGUGGUCACUCUCCCAGGAAAUCUGGGAGUCAUCGUGUUGAACUGGAUCAACCACGCCUCCAUGUACUUCUUCCUGAGCCACUUGUCCGUGCUGGACACCUGCUGCUCCUCCACCAUCAUCCCCUGGAGCCUGAGGGAUGUUUUGGUGGAGAAGAAGGUGAUUUCCUUCAUGAGAUGUGUCACCCAGCUCUUCUUUGCCACCUGGGCCACCACUGAGUGCCACGUGCUGGCUGCCAUGGCCUGUGACCGCUACGUGAUCACCUGCAGGCCCCUGCUCUACUCCGUGCCCAUGUCCCAGAAGAUUUGCAUGGGGAUGUUGGCUGGAGAGCUCAGCUCCACUCUCCACACCAUUUCCAUGUUCCAUGUCCCGUUCUGCCACUCCCAGGCCAUCAAGCACUUGGUUUGUGACAGGCCCACGCUGCUGGCCCUGUCCUGCUCUGUCACCCGCGCCAGCGAGGCCGUGGUGGCUGCCAUGGUGUGGUUCAACGUGCUGAGCACCACGGCUCAUCCAGAUAUCCUGGUGUCCUCUCUGUCCGUCCACGCUGCCAUCCUGCGGAUCCGCUCGGCCGGGCGGCAUGAGGCCUCAUCCACCUGCGCCCCCCACCCAGCCUCCAUCGCUCUGUGCCACGGCAGCUCCACCCUCACAGAUCUGCGCCUCUCCAGCUGCUCUCUGGAGCAGGACAAGCUCAUCUCCCUGGGGUAUUCUGCCACUGUUCUCAGGCUGAGCCUGUUCUUCUAA
Messenger RNA from Camarhynchus parvulus, 825 nucleotides. RefSeq names its product olfactory receptor 1002-like. Gene Ontology annotation, biological process: G protein-coupled receptor signaling pathway; sensory perception of smell. Gene Ontology annotation, molecular function: olfactory receptor activity; odorant binding. Gene Ontology annotation, cellular component: membrane. The record is from RefSeq and is a predicted model, not a curated record. Lineage: Eukaryota; Metazoa; Chordata; Aves; Passeriformes; Thraupidae.